CGUCUCCCUGUGUCGGUACGGCGGAAUGUCAAGUGUCCCGGAGUCGGGUAGGUGAGACGACGCUGCAGGCGCCGCGCCGGCUCGGCCCCGACUUGCGGGAAGCGGUCGGGCAGCCCCCCCUUGGGAAGAUCCGCGCGGGGCCCGAGGGGCGGGGCCCGGGAAGCGCCCCGGGCGCAAACAGCACCAGACCUGAGACAGAGCGAUUUUGAGGCCGCCGCCAAAGCCAUGCGCCGCCGGGCCCUCGCCGUUUGGGCCCUCGGCGCGUGCGUUGACGCGCAGUGCGCCGAGACCUGCCAAACCUGCAAGUCUGCGAGUUCAACGGACUGCAAGACGUGUCGCGACGGCUACGUCUUGAUCGACGGGGACCUGGACGGCGUCGGCGCGUGCGAGCCGCGUUCUGUGGACUGGGACUUUAAUGCGGGGGCUUGUCGCUCGUCAUUAGGCGAUCAUGUGGGCAUGGCCUCGGAUUUAGAAGGGUGCUGGACGCUGUGUUCGGAGCUGUACGGCGCGAACCUCAAGGCCAUCGACCUCGACUCGAACAACUGGUGCACGUGCCAGGACGCCUGCGAGUGCAUGGAUCCCGGGAACGGGGGCGGCUACUACGUGAUGACUUCGUUGGAAUUCGCGAACGGCCUGCCCGCGGCGUGCGAGACCGACGAGACGCGCCUCGUGUGUGAGGGGACGUGCCCCGACGGGUCCUCUCCAGAAUGCUGCGACAUCGACGGCGACUGCGAGGACGGCGACGACGACUGGUGCUGCGGCGACGAUUACCUGUGUUCGAACGACUCCAGCGAGUGGGCGGCCUCGCGGGGCGGCAAGCUCUGCUGCGUCCUGGACACGAUCAAGUGGGGCGCCACGGGCACCUGGUGCAAGUCGGAGUUAGACCACCUCGUGGGGCUGGCAGCGACCCUGGAGGACUGCUGGACCUUCUGCGUCGAGGCGCAUCCGGACGGCCUGGCAGCCGUCGACCUGAACGACCGGGGCGAGUGCUUCUGCCAGGACGCGUGCGCGUGCCUCGACGCCCAGGACGGGUUCGAGGGGCAGCUCAUGACCGCGGCGAGCGUCUCCGCGUUGCCGGACGCGUGCAACACCCAUCUCCCCGCCGACGUCGUCGACGGCGACGACGGCGACGACAAGACGACGCGGCGGGCGGUCCAGGUCCUGGUCUUCGCGAUGGCCGCGACAGUCGUCGUCUGCUGCUGCUUCGCGGCGGCGGUGCUCGCGGCGGCGGCGCGCGUCGUGUACCGCCGGGAUCUGCGCAAGCCGCGGGCCGAGGCGGCGCCGCGCGCGACGGCCGUCGAGUGGCCGAGCGUCCCGCCCGAGGCCGUCGUCGUGCUCUGAGCCUCGCGACAAAAAAAGCAUCUUCCGCAAGUCCUCCAUGACCCCCUUCCGUCGCUCCUUCCUUCGUAAUCUCCUGUGUGCAUUA
Molecule: messenger RNA, 1426 nt
Organism: Pelagomonas calceolata
Lineage: Eukaryota; Pelagophyceae; Pelagomonadales; Pelagomonadaceae
Source: the annotation of a GenBank genome assembly